CGAGAAUACGAACGAUUAGGACGAAUUAAUGAUCCGUUCAAGACAUUGUCGUGGGAAGAUUCGGUCCCAGGACAUCAUGAAGCAACGAGUCCUACUCGCCUUUGCCAAUGUUAUCACUUCUUUCGCUUCAUUUCUUGUAACGACGAGUGCAAAAACAUCAAUGAGACAAAGAACGCAAAGUAACAAUCAUAGCAACAUCAGUGAAUUACUCGACAAUCUUCUUCGUGGUUACGACAACAGCGUGAGACCAGAUUUUGGUGGACCACCAGCAACGGUAGAAGUUGACAUUAUGGUCCGUAGCAUGGGUCCAAUCUCUGAAGUCGAUAUGACGUACUCGAUGGAUUGUUACUUUCGACAGUCUUGGGUAGAUAGACGUUUAGCAUUUCAAGGUGGCAAGGAAACACUCGCUCUCAGCAUAUCGAUGCUGGCUAAAAUUUGGAAACCUGACACGUAUUUUUAUAAUGGCAAACAGAGCUACCUACACACCAUCACUAGUCCAAACAAAUUCGUCAGACUUUAUAAAGACGGAAGGGUGCUUUAUAGUUCGCGACUCACGAUCAAAGCUGGAUGUCCGAUGAACCUCGAAGAUUUUCCCAUGGAUACCCAAAGAUGUCCAUUAAAAUUUGGCAGUUUUGGAUACACAACUCGUGAUGUCAUCUACAAAUGGAACAGCGAUAGACAAGUUGCCAUAGCGGAAGACAUGAAGCUAUCCCAAUUCGAUUUAGUCGCAAAUCCUACUGCGAAUCACUCAACAACUCCGUCUCUGUCUCAUGCAGAAUACUCAAUGCUAUUGGUAUAUUUUCACCUGCAAAGACACAUGGGUAACUUUUUAAUACAAGUUUAUGGGCCUUGCAUACUUCUGGUAGUACUAUCUUGGGUCUCAUUUUGGUUGAACAGAGAAGCUACUGCUGAUCGAGUAUCCCUUGGUAUUACAACUGUCCUGACAAUGACCUUUUUAGGAUUAGAAGCUAGAACAGAUUUACCUAAAGUACCCUAUCCUACUGCCUUGGACUUUUUCGUCUUUCUUUCAUUCGCCUUCAUCUUUGCCACGAUCAUUCAAUUCGCUGUAGUACACUACUUCACUAAAUAUGGUUCGGGCGAGUGUUAUUUCAGCUCUGAUUUAAGCGACACCGAAAGCAGUUCCAGCGAAAACGAGGAAAUCUCGCGGUCACCGUCCAAACACGGAACGAAUCGUCGUCAAAAAAAUUCGGGUAAUUCGAUUCCUGGAAGUAGUAGAAAUUUCACAGUUAACGAUGAUGGUUUUAUCGAGGUAAUACCAUUAUCUGUAAUUCCUGAUCGAGAACGAACUAUCAGCCAUUGGCAGUUACCAUGUGUUUCUUGUUCUCCAUCGGUGAGCCAUCAUCGUCGAGGGAAUCCUCAUCAUCAAACGGUUCCAACUCCGACGCCAAUACCGAUACCACAGACUCAAUCUCAGUCUCAACCAAAACCUCAACAACCUCAAUCUCAAUCUCAGGCUCAACCUGGGCAAGCGGCCCAGUCACAGCCUAGAAAAUCUUCCUCCCCUGAAAGGGUCGAUUCGCCUAGUAAAAAAAUUCCACCAAGAAGAAGACGUAGACGUACGCCAAGAUAUAAUUCGGUUUCGAAAAUCGAUCGUGCCAGUCGCGUCGUAUUUCCAUUAUUUUUUCUAGCAAUAAAUCUAUUCUAUUGGUACGCUUAUCUUUCUAGAAGCGAACGUAUCAAUUAUUAUAAUUCAAAUCCCAAUGGGGCGUGAUAAGACGAGAAGGAGCGUUCGUUCGCUCCAAUUUUUCUCAAUCGUUACCGAUCUCGCGAGAUAUGUAAAACAGGAGAAUCGAAUAGUAGAAUCUCUCUUGAUAAUACGAUUAACAUAAGUUUUAGAAUCAUAAAUGGUUUACCGAAAAGUGUUCCUCUAAUAAUAAUAUAUGUAUAUAUAUAUAUACAUAUGUAAAUACGUAUAACCCAUUAAUGUGAAUUAUUAAUAAUUUUAGUCGCAUCGUUCUCCUUUUUUCGUUUAAUACGAGAGCUAAUCGGAACACCCGAACUUUUUGACCUCGAUAUCGUCUAAUCGUUGUCGAGUAUUCCGUUAAAAAAUAAGUGCUUGUAUAUACAUAUAUAUGCUUUUCUGAACUUGACCUCAAACUUAAGAGUCUUUAACAUCUAAGAAAUAUGAAUGUGAUUCUAUCAGAACAAAAAGCUCGUAUAAGAUUUAUUUAUUAUAUUUAAAUUUUUUGAGAAUUAUAUCUAGUAAGCAAAAAUUGAUUCUAUAUUAUUAAGAACUUGUUGAAAAAUAAUUUUAAUAUUACAAAGCACAAAUAUAUAAU
This is a messenger RNA of Polistes canadensis, 2300 nucleotides long. It is a transcript of the gene Grd, whose product is annotated as gamma-aminobutyric acid receptor alpha-like. Gene Ontology annotation, molecular function: GABA-A receptor activity; neurotransmitter receptor activity; extracellular ligand-gated monoatomic ion channel activity. Gene Ontology annotation, cellular component: membrane; neuron projection; synapse. Bases 29 to 1732 code for a protein of 567 amino acids. The record is from RefSeq and is a predicted model, not a curated record. Gene Ontology annotation, biological process: nervous system process; monoatomic ion transmembrane transport; signal transduction. The transcript is spliced from 8 exons. Lineage: Eukaryota; Metazoa; Arthropoda; Insecta; Hymenoptera; Vespidae.